Molecule: messenger RNA, 648 nt
Organism: Acytostelium subglobosum LB1
Lineage: Eukaryota; Evosea; Eumycetozoa; Acytosteliales; Acytosteliaceae
Exons: 1
Coding region: 1-648 (215 amino acids)
Source: RefSeq, a predicted model, not a curated record
AUGGUGAAUCAUGAUUCAGGUAUAACUCCGCCCAUCAAACUCUCUAUUGACAUAUUUGGAAAGUUGUUGUCCAACUACAAUAGCGACUACCAACUCAAACAUGAUAUCUUCAAUGAGUUUGCCAAAGUUCCCGAGGCAACACCGCAAACAAUUGCCAAAGUAAUGAGAAUUGCAGCCUCAAAGUCAUUGUCAGACAUCAAGAUUGUCUAUGAUCACUUCCACACUUAUAUUCGUCCGAUCAAGGCUAAUAUAAUCAAGUGUAUGAUUGAGGCCAGUACCGAGCGAGAUGAUAUCGAGUCUUUGGAUUAUCUGUUCGACCUAGCUGGUACCAAACCAAAUCCUCACCACCAGACAUUGAAUCCACGCGACCUCAUCCCCAACCUUAGGUCCUGCAGCGCUUCAAUCCUUUCACAUUUCAUUGACAAAGGAUAUAUCAAUGUCGACACCAAUACCCGUGAACUCAUUGACUUGGUGGAUUGGGCUUGUGAGCAAAUACGCUUGGACAUUAUCAAGGUUGUCCACCAGCGAUGUCUCACUCAAACACAGAUCAGAAGAUAUCUUCCCAAGGUAGGCUCAAUCAACAAAGCAGCCGAAUGUAACCAUUACAAGUCACUCAGUUAUCUGUUUGAGGGCAACGAGCUGGGGUGA